Molecule: messenger RNA, 1065 nt
Organism: Fusarium coffeatum
Lineage: Eukaryota; Fungi; Ascomycota; Sordariomycetes; Hypocreales; Nectriaceae
Exons: 2
Coding region: 1-1065 (354 amino acids)
Source: RefSeq, a predicted model, not a curated record
AUGGAUAUGGCAACAAUGGCGGCUCCUCACCAGCCGAGAUACAAUCUCGAGGAUCCUGGCUCUGGCUUCGAACCUCGUAAUGCCCGCGACGCUCGCGAAGCAGCUCGUGCUGCGCGAAACGGCCAGAGCCCGCGAUACAGACGCCCUCAAUCUCCCGACGGGCUCGACGAGUAUCGUUUCCAGAGCGAGGAGGGCUCCGAGAUGCGCUCUCCCACUUCUGACGUGGCAUUGCAGGACGCCAUGCUCGCACAAGCACAGCAGCAACAACAGCGUGUCGUUCCGGUUGGUCAGGUUGCGCGAAACGCCGGGCAGCGCAGACAACCACCUCCAGGUCAACAAGGUCCAGGUCCCAACCUCAACAUCAACGGUCCACGCGGUCCUCAAGGUCAACAACCUAUGCCUCAAACAUACAACGGACCUGGUUCAAUGGAUGGUCAGCAACAGCCCAAUGGCCCCCGAGAGGGUGGCCGCUACAGACGUCAAUCGCGUCGCACUUCCGACUCUGGCGGAUCGCAUGCUGAAUCCCCUACGCGACCAGGCCCCAACACUCAGCAGAGCCGCAUGUCUCAAUCUAUGGCCUCAGAACAGCACCAGCAGCAGCGCCGCGGAGUUUCCCCCGACCGAUUGAACAUUCCCGGCCACGACAUCAGUCGCCUCCAGAGCCCCAGCAUCCAGAAGAGCGUCCUCCAGCCCCUCGAGAAGAAGAUCCACGAGUACGACCACCUCAUGCACGAAGCCCAAACGCAGAUGGCCCAGCUCGACGAGGAGCUCCGCGCCCUACAAGAACGUCGCCACGCCGCCGAAGCCCGCUUCAUCGAGGCCAAGACCAAGCACGACGAGUACGAGCGUCAGCACGAAGACGUCGGUCGCGCUCUGCGAGGGGAACUCGUUAACCAGGCACCCCCAGCCCCCGCUCCAGCCCCCGCAGUUCGCCAGCCACCCAUGCAGCGAAUGGACAGCAUGGACAGCUUCGACCAGCGACCCGUCAGCCAGCAGAGCUCCUUCCACCAGAAGCCCAAGAAAAGUGGCAUGCUGCGGAUGAGCCUGUUCAACAAGAGCAAUUGA